CUCCUGCAGAUGUCAUGGCAGCCACAAUACCGGAGCUCCAAGUUUCGCCACGUCUUUGGCAAGCCAGCCAGCAAGGAGAACUGCUACGACUCGGUGCCCAUCACACGCAGUGUCCAUGACAACCACUUCUGUGCUGUGAACCCCCACUUCAUUGCAGUCGUCACUGAGUGUGCUGGUGGGGGAGCCUUCCUUGUCAUCCCCCUGCACCAGACAGGAAAGUUGGACCCCCACUAUCCGAAGGUCUGUGGGCACAGAGGAAACGUGUUGGACAUCAAGUGGAACCCUUUUAAUGACUUUGAGAUCGCCUCCUGUUCUGAGGAUGCUACGAUUAAGAUCUGGGAUAUCCCUAAGCAGCUGCUGGCGAGGAACUUCACAGCCUACAGGAAAGAGCUGGUGGGCCAUGCACGCAGGGUGGGCCUGGUGGAGUGGCACCCCACAGCUGCCAACAUCCUCUUCAGUGCCGGCUAUGACUACAAGGUAAUGGUGUGGAACCUGGACACAAAGGAGUCUGUAAUCGUGAGCCCCGUGAGGACAAUCACCUGUCACCAGGAUGUGAUCCUCUCCAUGUCCUUCAACACCAAUGGCAGUCUGCUGGCCACGGCCUGUAAAGACCGAAAGAUUCGGAUUCUGGACCCCCGACUAGGGACCGUCCUCCAGGAAGCCAACUACAAGGGGCACCGGGCCAGCAAGGUGCUGUUUCUGGGGAACCUGAAGAAGCUGCUGUCCACAGGCACUUCCCGCUGGAACAACCGGCAGAUAGCCCUGUGGGACCAGGACAACCUCUCUGUUCCUCUCACCGAGGAGGAUCUGGAUGGCUCCUCAGGCGUGCUGUUUCCCUUCUACGACUCGGACACCAACAUGCUGUACAUAGUGGGAAAGGGAGAUGGGAACAUCCGCUACUACGAGGUGAGCUCCAGCAAGCCUCACCUCAGCUACCUGACUGAGUACCGCUCCUACAACCCACAGAAGGGCAUAGGUGUCAUGCCAAAGAGAGGUCUCGAUGUGUCCUCCUGUGAGAUCUUCCGCUUCUACAAGCUGAUCACAACCAAAAGCCUCAUUGAGCCGGUGUCCAUGAUUGUACCCCGGCGGUCGGAAUCCUACCAGGAGGACAUCUACCCGCCCACAGCAGGGGCCCAGCCCUCCCUGACGGCCCAGGAGUGGCUCAGCGGCAUGAACAGAGAGCCAAUCCUAGUGUCCCUCAGACCAGGUUCCCAGCUGCUGAGCUUCCAGCCACUGCCUCCAGAGAGAUCCCUUUCCAAUCCUGCACCCGUGGCUUCGCCCCUAUCCUGGGACCCUGGGACACAGCUGGCUACAGACAAUGGCCAGAGGCCCAGCUCCCCGCUGGAAGGGAGGACGCCUCGGUGGGCUGAAGAACACAGGCUGGAGGAGAAGCGGUCCUGGCUCACCAACGGCUUUGACGUUUUUGAAUGUCCCCCACCAAAGACAGAGAAUGAGCUCCUGCAGAUGUUCUACCGACAACAGGAGGAAAUCCGAAGACUCCGGGAACUGGUGAUCCAGCGAGAGGUGCAGGCCAAGCAGCUGGAACUGGAGAUCAAAAACCUGCGCACGGGCUUUGGACAGUUUUGAGCAGAGGUCUCUUGCCAACCUCGCCCUCAGGGACACCGCAAGGCUCCACGGGGAGGUCCAGAACCAAACCACAGGUCCCUGAAAACAACCACUAUUUCUAUAUUUUCUACAAGAAAAUGAAGAGGUUCCGGUGGGCCUUGGUGCCGUUUUCCUAUUGCCUUCUUGCAGCUGCGGGUUCUGUGCCGACUUUGAGAUGGUACCUGCCUUCUGAUCAAUUCUCUUUUUAAGGGUCCCCAAGGAGCUGUGACUUCUCAAGGGGACAGAACUGCAAGGACCCCAGAGAUCAACUUGCCUGUGGAUUGCAGACGAUGGUCAUAGAAUAGGGGGACAACUUGGGCAAGGGGUGGUCCUCCCCACCCACGUCCCAUUCCAACAGAUGGCUUCUUUUCCGUCAGCCUGCUGUGGAGUAUCUACUUUUGCUACUGAAUUAUUAUUUUUUUUCCAAAGUUGGAAAACCAGUGAUCUGGCCCAACUCCCUCAUUCUACAGGUGGGGAAACAAGCCCAGAGAGAGGGAAGUGAGAUUUGUUUCCUGGUGUGGCUGAGGUCCUGGUCUCCUGGGUCUAUCUGUCUGUCUGUCGGUUCUGGGCUGGUGCUGUUCUUAAACACCAGAGUGAGAAGCCAUCACUUCUAGCCUCAAUUGUGUCCCAACUUACUUGGUGGCCUCUUCUUAAGUCCUUCUCUCUGGUCUGUUUCUCCAUCUGAAUAAGGCAGGGGGAGGGGAGAAGAUGCUAGAAUGAGCUGCCCUGCACAUGACUUUCCACCAAAGACCUUGACCUUAACCCUGCUUGGUGGGUGAUGGUCUGAGUCUGCACAGGAAUUUGCAGUGGUCUGGGGGAGAGGGAGCUCAACCUGAGGGGAGUGAGUGAAGAGUCAGCCCAAACUGUCCUUUCAAGCCAGAAUCAGCCUGAAGUGGCAUGACCUCAGGGCUGUGUCCAUGACUGCAGACUCCACAGCCUGUCACCUCCAGAGGGUGGGUGUCUGCCCCGUGAACUGAGGCUCUGGGAGGUGGGGGGACCAGCACCCAUUGCGGCAGAGCCCUGCAGCCACCCAUCAUGGGGGGUUUGGAAGGGAUGGCUGCUGUAGGCGAAGUAGGGUCUGAUGGCUCUUGGGCCUGAAUGCGUUUUCAUGUCCCUUUCUUGUGAGUCUGUGUACCGAGCUCUGCCCUGAAGCUCACUUUUUCAGUGGUCAAUCCGGCAGCCUGGCUGGCAUCUGGAAAGGAUGAGAGGUGACAUUUACUAUCUGCUCACCUCACUGUGUACAGGCAGGAAGUCACACACAGCCAUUUUGGAGUUCAGUUGGGGACUGCAGGAACCAUCCCAACUAGAUUUUAACUCAUGCUGUAAGCAUCCGCUGGGGAUAGACAGACUGAUUCCCAGGCGCCUCCUGGCUCCACUGAUGCUGACUCUCCAGUGGGGGGUGUGGUCCUCUGUAAAGCCUCAGGUAACUACAGUGGGGGUAGUUCUCUAUUGGCAGUGAGGGCAGGACCUAACCCCAGUGUUCCUCCACUUCCUGCUGCUAGCCAUGCCUGGUCCCCUAUCUAUCUGCACUCACCAGAGACUCACUCUCCUUUAUUUGCUGCCCCCUCCCAUUUCCUCCAUCACUAGGGCUUGCUCACGAUGAUGAGCAUUCCAAGCUUGUCUCACUGGGCUCUGGAGUGAAAGGCAAUGUCCCAGACAUAGUCGGGGAAGCAGAGCUCCCGGAAUGAGCCUCUCUGUCCCUUCAUUUGUGGCCAGUGCUUCAGUUUACAGAGCUCCCCCGGCACCUCCAACCCCGUGGUUAGAAGGCAAGACAGCCUAAGAGUAAAGUAUCUUCCUGCCCAGGAACCCUUGGCUCCC
Messenger RNA from Jaculus jaculus (lesser Egyptian jerboa), 3423 nucleotides. It is a transcript of the gene Coro2a, whose product is annotated as coronin 2A. Gene Ontology annotation, biological process: actin filament organization. Gene Ontology annotation, molecular function: actin filament binding. The transcript is spliced from 11 exons. The record is from RefSeq and is a predicted model, not a curated record. Lineage: Eukaryota; Metazoa; Chordata; Mammalia; Rodentia; Dipodidae. Bases 10 to 1587 code for a protein of 525 amino acids.